AUGGGUGUGAGUGUGGGGAAGGCUUGGAGUUUAGGAAUGUUAUCGACGAACCUAGCUCUGUUACCAAACAACAAAAAGAAACAUGUUUGUUCUCAACAACAAAGGAAAACAAUCACGAUCUCUUGGUCUCUCGUUUGUGGUUUCAUGCUUUUCAUUUUGGGUUUGAUUUCUCUUUUUACUGGUCACAUGCUUUCUGAUCUCGAAUGGUACUCUCAUCGAUUGGUUCAUCCUAAUUUCUACUCUAGAUUGGAUGGGAAUUACCGUGCGCCAAUUGAUAUUUGGAAAUCUAAAUUGUCUAAAUAUUACUAUGGGUGUAGUGACCGAGGGCGCGAUUAUGCUCCUGCUGUGCCUGAGCAGAUGUCAAAUGGCUACUUGCUUAUUGCAGCUAGUGGAGGAUUGAAUCAACAAAGAACCGGGAUAACAGAUGCUGUAGUUGUUGCACGGAUUCUUAAUGCUACACUGGUUGUACCUGAGUUGGAUCAUCAUUCGUAUUGGAAGGAUGACAGUGACUUUAUCAAUAUUUUCGAUGUUGAUUGGUUCAUUUCUUAUCUUGCAAAAGACGUUACUAUUGUCAAAAGAGUUCCUGAUAAGGUGAUGAGGUCAAUGGAAAAACCCCCAUAUACAAUGCGUGUCCCAAGGAAAUCAGAGCCUGAUUAUUAUCUUGAUCAAGUUUUGCCGAUACUUUUGAGACGACAGGUUGUACAAUUGACAAAGUUUGACUUUAGACUUGCUAAUCACCUUGACGACGAGCUGCAAAAACUAAGAUGCCGUGUUAAUUAUCAUGCUUUGAGAUUCACAAAACCUAUACAAGAACUUGGUCAAACAAUUGUUAUGAGAAUGCAAAAGAUGGCACGUCAGUUCAUAGCAGUCCAUUUGAGGUUUGAACCAGAUAUGCUAGCAUUUUCCAGUUGUUAUUUUGGUGGGGGAGAUAAAGAAAGAAACGAGCUUGGUGAAAUCAGAAAAAGGUGGACAACAUUACCUGAUUUGAGUGCAGAUGGAGAACGUAAGCGAGGGAAAUGUCCUCUUACUCCUCAUGAAGUGGGUUUGAUGUUGCGCGCACUUGGCUUUACAAAUGACACAUACCUCUAUGUUGCGUCGGGAGAAAUAUACGGAGGGGACGAGACUAUGCAGCCUCUCAAAGAUCUUUUCCCCAACAUCUAUACAAAAGAAAUGCUUGCUGAUGAAGAGCUGAAACCUUUCCUUCCAUUCUCAUCCCGUCUUGCUGCUAUAGACUACAUUGUUUGUGAUGAAAGUGAUGUAUUUGUCACCAACAACAAUGGCAACAUGGCCAAGAUUCUUGCAGGUCGAAGGAGAUAUAUGGGUCACAAAAGAACAAUCAGACCGAAUGCAAAGAAGCUUAGCACGCUUUUUGCCGGAAGGCAUCAGAUGGAUUGGCAUACCUUCUCCAAAAAAGUUAAGGCAUGCCAAAGAGGAUUCUUGGGAGAGCCAGAUGAGAUGAGACCUGGACGUGACUAUCAAGAAUUUCCCAGCUCUUGUGUGUGCGAGAGACAAUACGUGAAUGAAGAACCCGGUACAAAGAUCAAUACCUGA
This is a messenger RNA of Lathyrus sativus (Indian pea), 1551 nucleotides long. NCBI's taxonomy places the organism in Eukaryota, Viridiplantae, Streptophyta, Magnoliopsida, Fabales, Fabaceae. The record is from the annotation of a GenBank genome assembly.